AUGGAUAGCUCAAAUUAGGAUGGAAGUUUUAUAAAAUUUGUAUGUAUAUCAGAUACUCAUACAAAAGCAGGUUUACUAAAUUUACCUAAGGGUGAUGUUCUUAUUCAUGCUGGAGACUUCACAUAUACAGGAAAACCAGAAGAAGUUUAUGAAUUUAAUGAUUUUCUAAAAAACAGUGAUUUCGAAGCUAAAGUAGUAAUUGCAGGUAAUCAUGAUCUGACAUUCGAUAUAUAAAACUAUGCCAAAGAUUACGCGUAAAGAUUUCAUUAAGAUGAAAAGAUUCCUAUCGAUGCUGUAGCUACUAAAGCCAUGCUAAAAGAUUGUAUUUAUCUGGAAGACUCUUCUGUAAAUCUCAAAGGAUAUUCAAUUUAUGGAUCACCAUACACUCCUACUUUUUUUGAUUGGGCAUUUAAUCUAGAUAUAGGAAAGCCUUUACAAAAAAAGUGGGAACAAAUUCCUAAUAACACUGACAUAUUAAUUACACAUGGUCCUCCUCAUAAAAUUCUUGACAGAUGCUAUGAUGGCUUUUAAGCUGGAUGUCCAGAUCUCAGAAAAGCAGUACUAGAAAGAGUAAAGCCUUUAUAUCACAUAUUUGGUCACAUUCAUGAAGACUUUGGGCAAUUAAAAAUUGAUAAUACAACCUUCAUAAAUGCUUCUUCUGUUGACUUCAAAUAUAAAACUAGAAGUAGUCCUGCCAUUACAUUUUCUUUGCCUAUUAAAGAUUGA
Tetrahymena thermophila SB210 is the source of this 726-nucleotide messenger RNA. Its product is annotated as ser/thr phosphatase family protein. NCBI's taxonomy places the organism in Eukaryota, Ciliophora, Oligohymenophorea, Hymenostomatida, Tetrahymenidae. Gene Ontology annotation, molecular function: hydrolase activity. The transcript has 2 exons. The record is from RefSeq and is a predicted model, not a curated record.